UAAAAAAAAAUUAAAUGUCAAAACAACGAGGUGGCUUCUUUUCGAUUAAAAAUAAAAAUUAAAUUUUAAUGACAUUUAUGAAUUAACAUUAUAAUUUGUAAAUAUGGAGCGAACUUGCCAAACUUGUCUCGCAGUUGGUGUCAACAUAAAUCCUAUGUCUUUCGAAGAUAUAGAAUGCUAUCGGCUAUUUAUUACGAAGAUUGAAGAUCCCUUAGAUGUAAUAUACAUAUGCUUCCACUGCAAAGCUGUUAUAAGAAAACUGAGACGAUUCAUUAGACAGUCAAGACUUGCAUAUGAAAUCCUUAAAUCUUCAGUAAGAAACUCGGAAUUACAUCAGAAAGUGAUUAUGGGUCAAUUGUCAACAUCAGAUACUAUCUGUCACUAUAUUGGUCCGGAAUCAGAUAUGGAAGCUGAUGUCACAAACUGUGCAGAUGACAAUGAGGAUGACAUCCCACUGGUGAUGCUGAGUCAGCAAAACUGUGAUGACAUGGAAUUUGACAAUGACGCGGAAUCGGACAACGUCGGUAUACGCAUAGAGAACAUUAAACAAGAAGAAACUACACCAGCAGAGAGAAGGAGAAAUCAGAAGAGAGUCAGAAAGAAGAAGAAAGAAGUCAGAGAAGGUUUCUCUUCUCGAAUGGUCACAGAGACUGAUGAAUAUAAAGUUAUUAAACUUACUAAGGAACAGAUAUUAGAAGAAAUGCGUCUGCACUCCCAGAGUGACAAGUACAAAGUGUUGCCAUACAAAUGUGAGACUUGCGUGCGGGGUUUUAACUUCGAAGAUGUUCUACAAACACAUAUGGAGAAGCAUUCGCCUAAAAAUGGUGAUUUCCAAUGUGACAUCUGCACCCAGUACUGUCCCAGCAGAGUGUCGUUAAGGGGACACAUGAAGUCGCAUUCCACUAGAUAUAAAUGCAAGUUGUGCGGUCUUGUCCGUCUGUCCAGACAACACAUAUUGGAACAUCACUCGUUGCAGCACACGGGUUCACCUGCGCUGUAUACGUGCCCCAAAUGUGAUCAUACUACCAACAAACGCACGGCGAUGCAGAGACACGUGCGUCUGCACGCGGCGGGCGAGCCGCUGCGCUGUCACUGCUGCGGCAAGCUCUACAAGAGCAAGGAGUCCCUGAGGAUACAUGUUAUGCGCCACGACGACAGAAAACUGCACCAGUGUCAAGUUUGCUCGAGCACAUUCAUAUACGCCGCCCAGCUGAGUACGCACAUGCGCGCCGUCCACGAGCUGAGGGACUACUACUGCGUCGAGUGCGACAUCAUGUUCAAGUCCAUGAAUAACUUAAAACAACAUUUGCAGCGCGCAAAGCGACACAGAGACGACUCUUCGUACAAAUUCCAAUGCCAGCAAUGCGAACAGAAGUUCAUAUCAGCCUCAACGCUCGCGACGCACAACACCAAUGCGCACGGUGCGGCGCGCAGCGAGGCGUGCGACGCGUGCCCGCGGGCCUACAGCAGCGCGGAGGCGCUCCGCUGGCACACGCGACGCGCGCACGGUGCUGCAGUGCGCACGACCAUACCCUGUCCGCUGUGCGACCGGCAGUUCUCGCGCAAGUACGUGCUCCGCGUGCACAUGCGCUCGCACACGGGCGAGCGGCCGCACGCGUGCGGCUGCGGCGCCGCCUUCGCGCAGCCCGCCGCCCUGCGCGCGCACACAGCGCAGCACCACAAGGUAUGUGUGUGUUGUGUGUGGUGUGCCGUGCGCCGUGCUCCGCAGCGCAAGUACGUGCUCCGCAGCGCAAGUACGUGCUCCGCGUGCACAUGCGCUCGCACACGGGCGAGCGACCGCACGCGUGCGGCUGCGGCGCCGCCUUCGCGCAGCCCGCCGCCCUGCGCGCGCACACAGCGCAGCACCACAAGAAACCUGCCACGAUGGACGAAAAUGAAACGUAACUAGAAAAACGAAAUACUUUUGUAUUUUUUUUUUUAUUAAAAUAAAUUUAUUUAUUGAAUUGUU
This is a messenger RNA of Bicyclus anynana (squinting bush brown), 1969 nucleotides long. Its product is annotated as zinc finger protein 260. Bases 104 to 1909 code for a protein of 601 amino acids. The record is from RefSeq and is a predicted model, not a curated record. Lineage: Eukaryota; Metazoa; Arthropoda; Insecta; Lepidoptera; Nymphalidae. The transcript has 13 exons.